GACAAGAAGGACAAAGUCUCAAGAUUUGACACUAUACGUCAUUCCAUAGCUGGAAUUAUAAGGUCUCCAAAAUCCAUGUUGGGCUCCUCAUCAUUCUUUGAUGUAAUAUCAACCACUGAGAAACCUUUGGCUGAGCAAGACUGGUAUCAUGGUGCAAUUCCAAGAAUAGAAGCCCAGGAGCUGUUAAAACAGCAAGGAGACUUCUUGGUGCGAGAGAGCCACGGGAAACCUGGUGAAUAUGUCCUUUCUGUGUUUUCAGAUGGACAACGGAGACACUUUAUCAUACAAUAUGCUGAUAAUCAGUAUCGUUUUGAAGGAACUGGGUUUCCAACUAUUCCUCAGCUUAUAGAACAUCAUUACACAACAAAGCAAGUUAUUACAAAGAAAUCAGGUGUUGUUCUGCUGAAUCCUGUUGUUAAGGAUAAGAAAUGGGUUCUCAAUCAUGAAGAUGUCACACUGGGAGAAUUACUGGGUAAA
Molecule: messenger RNA, 477 nt
Organism: Pelecanus crispus (Dalmatian pelican)
Lineage: Eukaryota; Metazoa; Chordata; Aves; Pelecaniformes; Pelecanidae
Source: RefSeq, a predicted model, not a curated record